Molecule: messenger RNA, 3767 nt
Organism: Apis laboriosa (Himalayan honeybee)
Lineage: Eukaryota; Metazoa; Arthropoda; Insecta; Hymenoptera; Apidae
Exons: 17
Coding region: 1-2928 (975 amino acids)
Cellular component (GO): nucleus
Source: RefSeq, a predicted model, not a curated record
AUGUCCCAGAAUAACCUGCUUCAAGGAUACAACUGGGAGACCCAGUACGAGGAUUCGCAGGUGCAAUUCACUCGUCCUAUCCCGGAUGAAGUCAUCAGCGUUUAUGAAGUUUACGUGAAAGAGGAAACUGCAGGUUCUGAAGGGAGGAACGAUGUCACCGUCGUACCGAGUUUGCCGUCCACAAAUGAUCAUCAAUUAAUUCAGGGUGAUUGCAUGAACCUAAAUGUGGCUAUAGAUUCUGAAGUAAUUAACAUUGACGGUGCUGUGACAAAGUUUCUCGGGAAAGAUGCUUUCAAAUAUAAAAUUCUCGAUCAAAAUGUUAAUUCGUCCAACGACAACGUUAUGGUGUACUCGCAUCCAGUUGUCGAAGGACCUUCAUCGUCUUCCACUCGACUGAUCGAUAAAGAUGAUCCAAGAUCGAAACUUCAUUUCGUGAAAUAUUUGAAGCGAGAUGGAAAGACGUUGAAAAUCUGGGAAUGCGGAAUUUGUUCGAAGGAGUUCCGGCAUCAGUACACGUUGAUGAGGCAUUUGCCAACGCACACCGACGAGAGAAACUUUAAAUGCGAGGCUUGCGGCAAAGCUUUCCGGCAGUUGUCGACUCUGAGCCAGCACAAGGCGAUACACAGCGACGCCAGGCCAUACGUUUGUGAAUUUUGUAAGAAAACUUUCAACAGAGUGUCUACACUGAUUUCACACCGGAAAACCCAUUCGGAACACAAACCACAUAAGUGUCAGGUUUGUGGGAAAGGAUUUCAUCAAAAAGGCAAUUUGAGGAACCACGUGUUUACCCACACGAACGAGAGGCCGUACAAAUGCGAGCUUUGUGGCAAAGGGUUCAAUCAAAUGUCGAAUUUGGUCUGCCACAAGGUCAAAGCUCAUGCACACGCGGAGAAAAUGCAGCACGUGUGCGGAAUCUGCGGCAAAGAGUUCCCGCGCCGAUUCUCUUUGAGAUCGCACGAAGAGUACAAGCAUGGGAUAAAGUAUCGACAUCCGGCCGGUGUGCAGACCGGAAUCAACGAUCCGAACGUCAUAAGAAACAAGAACGUGAGGAUCGUGCAGCUGCCCAACGGAGAUCGAAAUCAAACUAUCGAAGUCAGGGACAAGGAUCCUUUGAUGUGUUCAGAUGUGAUGGAAUCGGUGGUGAUAGAUAAAAUCGACACGAAGGCGAUGGAAAUGGCAUUGAUCGAGGGACAAACGCCAUUCGCUUUGUUCAAACCAGCCAAAGGAAUUCCUGUCCUGGUGAAAGUCUCUCCAACUGGGACUCAUAAAAAUAUCUUGACACCUGCCACUGCUGAAGAUUUACGCAUGGCGGGCAAGAUGAGCCUAAGUCCGACGAUUACCGCUGAUCCCGACAGGAUUAAAGCGGUACAAGUGAAGGUACCAGUGGUAGCCACGGUUAUCCAGAGCAUUGACUCUGAUGGAAAAAUGAAUUUCAUUGUCGAACCGCCUGGACCUGAGAACGAACACGAGAGCUUGGUCACGGCAUUGGAUUCUCAGUUCACGUACACCGAGCCGGCCAGAAACGAGCCAGAUCGCCAGAAUGGCCCUGUUGUGUCCUCGGCGAUGGAGGAUUGCAACGAGCUGCUGGAACUGGCCGCCCAGGGUGGAAUACAGUUCGUGCGCGCGACAGAGGACGGUCGUUACGAGGUGAUGACGAACAGCGAGGCUCGCGAUCUGAUGGCACAGAAUUCACACGACGUGACCAUUCUUGAGGGUGAGGAAGCGGAUGCGAUCAAUGUUGUGAAUAUGCGCGGCAACGGGGAAGUUAUUAUCGGGGAUUCCGAUAAUCAGAUCAUGGUGCUCGAUUCCGCAUCGACGCAGAAAUCUAUGCCGAUGGACGGCAUUGAGAUCCUGGAGGACAAGGAUAUCCGGAUAUUGGACAGCAAAAGCCUCGACGACCGUUUCGUGGAUGGCAUUAGCUUCCUCUCGCAAUCGAAGAUCGACGAUCUGAUUUUGGGUCCGAAACCUUUGUCCAUCGAUGGUGGUGUGACUGUCAACGACCACGAGGACGAGGCCAUAGGGGUGCCUUCGAGUCAACAAGAGUUGACGAACAUCCUCAGCCACAGAAGCGAUAUUUCGACGCUGUCGACCACAUCUCAGCCCUCGAUAUCGUCCCUGUUAAUGAAAAAUCAUCCACCCUUGUCGAUUUUGAACGAUACGCUUCCGUAUCUGAAAAGCAACACCAGCUUAGCCGAAGAUCUAAAUAUUCUAGGUAGUUCGACGAUGGACGAUCAUCAUUCCGUGUACGAGUCCAAGAUAAAAUUACCUUCCGUUUUUGACGAUCCUGAACCAGACACUGGUCUGAUACCCAUCAAUCAAUCGGAUAUGAAGAUACUCGGAUCGGCAACUUCGAAUAAGGUCCUUGGCGGCAAGACAAAUUGUCUACCGCCAUCGAAAUUGUUCCCCGGCCUGAACGAGGUGAAGAUCCUGGGUCCGAAGAACCACAGCCAAGAGAUCAUGACUUCGCAGUAUCAGGAUAUAAAGUUACUCAGCCCUUACGAACAGUUUUUGAAGAACACCGCCUCGAACACGAACGGGUGCGACAGCGGCGGAGUGAACACUUCCGGUGGGUGUAGGAAGGAGGUGAAGAUCCUGGGUAAGAAGUUGGGAACUGGCAUUAUCACCAGCACCGAGGAGGGCAACGUUGUGGAAGUCAUCGAGGAGAAAACUAAGCUCAUGAUGGACGGUCCAGGUCUUUGCAACCCCACUGACAACACGGUGAUCUCAUCUCCGCGUCUCGACAGGCAGAUCACGGAGAAUGGAGGGCCAGACAGCUUCUUGCUCCAAGCAUGUAGCCCGUGCGACUCAGAUUUCCUGAAUUUCGAGAACCGUUUGAAGGACACGUCGCCGGCCGGCCAUUUUGAGCGAACCCAGAAGGAUUCCAGGGAUAGUUUCAGCUCUACCAGCGGUCUUCCCGAUCUCGAUUGAAAGAAGAAAUCGGGAACAGUCCACUCUGUUCACACUUCUCCUUGGCUCUCCUCCGUUGAAAUUAUCCAAGCUCGACGAGUGGAAAGGAAAAAAGAAAAAAAAGGGAAAAAAAAAAAAAAAGAAAUGUCGCCACGAGAUCUUUAAAUGGCUGUGAAGGAUGGAUGUGAUUAUUAUAAUUGAUAUGAAACUAGAAAAUUAACGUCUCGAUGUUGUUCGUUCGUCGAAUUUCGUUCUCAGACACUCGCGAUCUAGUAGCGAACGGAUGUGCAUUUAUUUUUUUUUCGAUUUUUAUUUCAGGAUUUCCCUUAACCGAUCCUUAAAACUAGUUUCGAAUUCUUGUGAAUUUUAUUCCGAACGUCUUAUAUAAUGUUAGUUCCAGAGGGUUAUUCUCGAUAUAUAGUUUGCGCCCCGAUUUUUCUUCUGCUUCGUUUCACGGUGUUUUUUAGGUUGACUCGCGAAACGAGUAAAUUUUAGCACGAGAAAAUUUGCGAGGAAGACACCGGAAUGCUUUUAAUCGAUCGUAUCCUAGGAGAAAAAAGAAAAAAAGAAAAAAAGAAGAGAGAGAGAGAGAGAGAGAGAGAGAGAGAGAAAGAGAGAGAGAGAAAGAGAGAGAGAGAGAGAGAGAAAGGGAAAAUCCCGCGAACGUUCGCGACGAAUUUAUAAAUUUAAAGAGAACGCUAGCGUUAGAACUAAUAUAUUUAUUUUUUUAAUCUUAGAAUAUUUAUAUACGCGACGAGCAACGAUUUCGUUGAUAUUUGCCUAGACUUUUGAUAAGAAUGAAACAUGGACAAGAAGAAGAAGAAGAAGAAGAAGAAGAAGAAGAAGAAGAAAAUCACAAG